AUGGCCGACCUCGACGUGUUGAUGGACGAGACGUUGACGUUAUGCAAAACACCCCCAGUGCCCCGACGGCACCCCUAUCGCCAGUUCUACCAGUACAAAAAACCAGAGACGACCGCGCCAGAAGACAAGCCCGACAUCGACAUGACCGGUCCGCCCAUGUUUACCUUUGGAUCCGACACCGACCUUGUGCCCCAGCCACUCUUCAGUAGGACCAACUCCAUGCCCAGCAGGAGCAACUCGCUGCCCUCCGGAUCAUCGCGCCCCGUCAGACCACCAGAGCCUUUCCAGUUCAACUCGGACAUUGUCAAGAGCCCCUCGCCACUCUUCAGCAGGAGAAACACGCUGCCGCCGCGCGUCCGACGUGCCAUGGCCUCGGAACGAAAGCCCUCGCCGCUGUCCCAUAGAGAAGAUGCGCAACCGCCCGAGCCGACCCACCACCCCUCUGCCAUCAUGUCCCCGCCCACGUCACCAGAUGAACAGCCACUCGCCCUAUUCCCUACCAUUACCACUACCACCACCACCACCGCAACAACGACCAAGCCACAGCCUACCCUGUCAAAAGCCACCCCAUCAAAACCAAAACCCUUGCCGCCAAAAAUCUUCCAAGCGAUACCUCCUCCAACAAGGCCUCCACCACCCGUCCCGACAAUGGCUACUCCAUCGAAACCGGCACCCUCAAGAGUGAUACCAACAAGGACGACACCAUCAACGCCUUCAUCCCUCACUGCUUCCACCCCGAAACGACCAUCCCCGCUCUCCGGAAAAGGGAGCGUGCGCCGCCCCGGCCCCAGCCAAAUUGCCCCUUUCCAACCUGCAUCGCCUAUGGUACUAUCACCUGUCACUUCCCACACCAGCUCCGUAGCCUCGUCGCCUACCCCCUCCGUCUUCUCGGAAGCUGCCAGUUUUUCUGCCUCGGCACCAUCAACACCAUCGACACCGUCCUCAUCCCCGCCCAGUUCCCCGGACAACCGUCCGCGCUCGCCAAUGUGCUACUUCACACCGACUUACUGGACCAUCAUGACCUCACCCUCCCCAGUCUAUAUCCCAAGGCAGAAGCUAAGGCGCAAGGACAGCCCCAAGAUCGAGAACCUGAGAACCCUCAGAGCAAAAGAGUCCGACGCCUGUCUGGAGGCCAUGUACGACCAGCGAACAUCGGCCUACAUGGAUUGGACAGGCUUCCAGGCCCUCUCAAAUUGA
Bipolaris zeicola 26-R-13 is the source of this 1197-nucleotide messenger RNA. RefSeq lists its product as uncharacterized. The coding region runs from base 1 to 1197 and encodes 398 amino acids. The transcript has a single exon. Lineage: Eukaryota; Fungi; Ascomycota; Dothideomycetes; Pleosporales; Pleosporaceae. The record is from RefSeq and is a predicted model, not a curated record.